Molecule: messenger RNA, 1173 nt
Organism: Prorocentrum cordatum
Lineage: Eukaryota; Dinophyceae; Prorocentrales; Prorocentraceae
Source: the annotation of a GenBank genome assembly
CUCGUGCCAGUUUUUCGUCUUCGCCGUUGUGAGGCAAUCGGCCAGCGGAUGCAAUUCAACAUGGAACUCGGGUUGAAGAGGCAAUCUGAGCCAGGUCUGAGGACCCGACAAGUGAAGGCUAGUCUGACCCAUCUGAAGAGCGCUCGUCUGGCGCUGGGUCGGCCUCCUCCCCUCGCUGAGGCCCAGCCCGAGACGUGUUCCACGCCCCCCACAAAGGGCGCCAAAGCAGAAACGUCUAAAUCUGAAAAGGCGCGCGCAGCGUGGAGCAGAUCCACCAAAUACUCCCUCCCUGCCGCGCGCGAAAGCCCGCGGCUGCGAGCGCUGAGAUGCAAGGCGCUUCGGGAGGCUCCCGCGAGUCGAGGACCUGAGUCAGCAGGCCUGGCUCAGCCGCUCAGCCAGAGCCGAGCAUCCGUGUCGGAUGACCUUCGAGGCUGGUCCCUGCCCUCGGGCCCCCGUCAGGGGCGCCCGAGCGGGGGGCGCCCAAGCGGGUUGCUCGCAGAUCAUGGCUCGAGGCACGUGGGCGGGGAAGGGCUGUCCAGGGGAGGUACUGAUCGGCGAGCAGCCCCGAAGUGUCGAUCGGCGACGUGGCAAUGGCGCCGCCGCGGUGUCCUCCGCGGACCCAGGGUCUGUCAGAGCACGACUCAGGAUGAAGAACUGGUCCUGGGGAAGGCCGAGGAGGAGGAGGAGGAGGGGGAGGAGUUCUGGGGACGGCGCCGGGCUCUUUUCUGCCGGCGCGGAGCGCAGCGCCAGGGCGCGCAGCGCUCGCGGGCAGCAGCGCGCAGGCUGCUCACCGGCGGCCCCGCCUCGGCCAGGGGAAGAACCUUUCUCCUCCAUGUCGACGAUGUUGCGAUGGACUCGCGCAGGUUGAUCAGCCCGGACGGCAACAACACCUCCUCGCCGUACAUGUACUUGGUGCUUCGCCAGAAAGCGCCGUCCGGCAGCGUGGCGCGGAGCCUCCUUGCGGUACUCCCUCGCAUACCUGCGCUCGGCCAAGUACAGGCGACCUCAUGAACGGCACCAGGGUGGGGCGCAGGCGCGGGCGAUCGAGGAGCAUGAAGCGGUGGAAGGGGUCCUGCACGCCCGGGAAGAUGCCCGCGUUCAGGUCGUCGAGCAUGAUGACGCCGCCGGGCGCCAGCGCGCACGCGGCGACCCGCAGGUCGUGCAGCGUGGCCU